Messenger RNA from Mycetomoellerius zeteki, 1474 nucleotides. It is a transcript of the gene eEF5, whose product is annotated as eukaryotic translation elongation factor 5. Bases 442 to 924 code for a protein of 160 amino acids. NCBI's taxonomy places the organism in Eukaryota, Metazoa, Arthropoda, Insecta, Hymenoptera, Formicidae. Gene Ontology annotation, molecular function: ribosome binding; translation elongation factor activity; RNA binding. Gene Ontology annotation, biological process: positive regulation of translational elongation; positive regulation of translational termination. The transcript has 4 exons. The record is from RefSeq and is a predicted model, not a curated record.
GUGAGGCUGCGACGCAACGCGCCGAGACGGUAACGCGGUCCCCGUUAGCAAAUGUGAUCCGCUCGCUCUCAGGUCCAUUCAGUUCGUGCACUCGCUUCAUCCACCUAUCGCUCGAAAUACGCUGUGCGCGACAACCGGCGGUGCCCCGGCAGCGUCGCGACACACCCCGACGAACGUGACUCACGUCAAAUUCACCCACCUACGCCGCGGAGCUCGCAAAUUCCUCCGUGCUUGAUUGCGCGAGAAAUCUUUGGUUAGCCGUGCCUCCCGUCCGCCUCCGAUACCUCUCACUGUGCGCGAACUCCCUGCGACGACGCGCCACGUGGUCACCCUGUUCGUCCGGGUGUAACCACGUUGCCGAUAGCCCGAGUUUGGUGACUCACGUUCGCGUUACCGAUAGAAACUCGAUCCGAGCGACGUUAGUAUAUCCAUCAAACAACAAUGGCAGAUAUCGAGGAUACUCACUUUGAGACUGGAGAUUCAGGCGCCUCCGUGACAUACCCUCAACAGUGCUCAGCACUGCGCAAAAAUGGUUUCGUCAUGUUAAAAUCGCGUCCGUGCAAGAUUGUAGAAAUGUCGACUUCUAAGACUGGCAAGCACGGUCAUGCCAAGGUUCAUUUAGUAGGUAUCGACAUAUUCACCUCCAAGAAGUAUGAGGAUAUCUGCCCCUCCACACACAAUAUGGAUGUGCCGUUUGUUAAGCGGGAAGAUUACCAGCUUACAGAUAUAUCUGACGAUGGCUAUCUCUGUCUGAUGGCUGAUAAUGGAGAACUGCGCGAAGAUCUCAAGAUACCUGAUGGUGAUUUGGGAACACAGCUGCGCGCUGAUUACGAAUCUGGAAAAGAGUUACUUUGCACUGUACUCAAGGCAUGCGGUGAGGAGGUAGUAAUCGCCGUCAAAAAUAACACCUCCCUCGACAAAUAAUUGUGUUCAGCCCGACUACGACGACAGAGAAGCCCAACACAUUCGAGCAAAAACCACCCGCUUAGCCAAUCAAUCAACACCUUUACUAUUGGUCAAACAGGAUAAACAACAAUAAUAUAACCAAAAAAUCUAGAGGAAGAUGAUGAAGAGAGUGGGAGAGCGAAAGAAAAAAAGAGAGAAAGAGAAAGAAUGUCUGAGAGAGAGAAAGGAAAAUGAGAGAGAGAGAGUGAGAAGGGGGAGAAAGCAAAACGGGCUAGCAGUUCCACAUAACAACAGCAACGCGCAAAUGCGAGAAACGACUUUUAUCGAAAUAAUAUAUCCGCUUUACUUAAUUAUUUUAUCCAACAAUAUUUAAAUAAAUCCGGGACAACAAAAACUGGGUAUACGUACAGUUAUAUACACUUAUACAUAUACACACGUACGGAUACAUACAAAUACACUUACACGUAUACCUAGGAAUUACACACGCGUUGUUUGUUAUAUAAGAAAGUAGCGACACUUCAGCAGAUAGUUGAUUGGGAAAUAAAAACUGAGAAAGCCUUGAGAUACA